CCCUCCCAGCAACGGGCCUGGCGGCAAAGCGGCCAUAAACUCAGGAGGCGGAGCCGAGACGGAGUCUGGACUGAGCGCUAACUCCAGGACCAGGGUCAGGUCUUCGUCACAGCGGCCAUCCCGGGCCCAGCCUCGUCCUCCUCCAUCCCCGCAAGAAGGGGCCGCAGCCCGAGAGCACAAUAGGCCGGGACCGGACCGGGGACACCAGAGCGGGGCUGCCUGGCGGAGAGGCGAGCUCCUGCUUUCCGGGAGCCUGGGGCCCAGGUGUCAGUUUGUCCUAAAGCCAAGAGACGGCAGAUUGCAGUGCUCCCCACACCCCAACCACAUCCCCAGGCUGGACCGGCCGCAGCUCGAGCCCCGUCAGGACACAGGAUCCAGGUUUAAAUUUUUGAAAUUGAAAUAGGUCUACACACUAGGAACUCAUGUCUUUUCUUGUAAGUAAACCAGAACGGAUUAGGCGGUGGGUCUCGGAAAAGUUCAUUGUUGAGGGCUUAAGAGAUUUGGAACUAUUUGGAGAGCAGCCUCCGGGUGACACUCGGAGAAAAACCAAUGAGGCGAGCUCAGAGUCGAUAGCAUCCUUCUCUAAACAAGAGAUCAUGAGUAGCUUUCUGCCAGAGGGAGGGUGUUAUGAGCUACUCACCGUUAUAGGCAAAGGAUUCGAGGACCUGAUGACAGUGAACCUAGCAAGGUACAGACCAACAGGAGAGUACGUGACAGUACGAAGGAUUGACCUAGAAGCUUGUUCCAACGAGAUGGUGACAUUCUUGCAGGGGGAGCUUCAUGUCUCUAAACUGUUCAACCAUCCCAAUAUUGUGCCAUAUCGAGCCACCUUUAUUGCAGACAAUGAACUGUGGGUUGUCACAUCUUUCAUGGCAUAUGGUUCUGCAAAGGAUCUCAUCUGUACACACUUCAUGGACGGCAUGAAUGAACUGGUGAUUGCUUACAUCCUGCAGGGGGUGCUGAAGGCCCUAGACUACAUCCACCACAUGGGCUACGUACAUAGGAGUGUCAAAGCCAGCCACAUCCUGAUCUCCGUGGAUGGGAAGGUCUACCUGUCUGGUUUACGCAGCAACCUCAGCAUGAUCAGCCAUGGGCAGCGGCAGCGUGUGGUCCACGAUUUCCCCAAGUACAGUAUCAAGGUUCUGCCUUGGCUCAGCCCAGAGGUCCUCCAGCAGAAUCUUCAGGGUUAUGAUGCCAAGUCUGACAUCUACAGUGUGGGAAUCACAGCCUGUGAACUGGCCAAUGGCCAUGUCCCCUUUAAGGAUAUGCCUGCCACCCAGAUGCUGCUGGAGAAACUGAACGGCACAGUGCCCUGCCUGCUGGACACCAGCACCAUCCCCGCCGAGGAGCUGACCAUGAGCACCUCACGCUCGGGAGCCAACUCGGGCCUCAGUGAGAGCCUGGCCCCCAGCACCCCCAGGACCUCCAAUGGCGACUCGCCUUCCCACCCCUAUCACCGCACAUUUUCACCCCACUUCCACCACUUCGUGGAGCAGUGCCUUCAGCGCAACCCGGAUGUCAGGCCAAGUGCCAGCACCCUCCUGAACCAUUCUUUCUUCAAGCAGAUCAAGCGACGUGCCUCAGAGGCUUUGCCUGAAUUACUUCGUCCUGUCACCCCCAUCACCAGUUUCGAGGGCAGCCAGGCUCAGGAUCACAGUGGAAUCUUUGGCCUUGUAACAAACCUGGAAGAACUGGAGGUGGAUGACUGGGAGUUCUGAGCCUCUGUGGACUGUGCAUUCUCCAGGCCAGACAUGGGAGCCUCUGCAGGCCUUUCCUGAGGGCUGGCUCCAUUCCCACCCUCCUGGAUGCAGACUGGGUAGGAAGGACGUGUCUGCCAGGAGAGUUGGCUGCUUUCUGAAUGGAGAGAAAUUCCUGGAGAGAGAUUGCUUCAUUGCUCCAAGGCUUUUGAGACACAAGGGAACAACCAGGGUUGGGGGUGGGGGGAAUAGAACACUGACAUUCCCAGUUCUGCGAGCUCAGAUGGCUUCAGAAGGGAGAGAUGUUGCUGCUCUGGCCCUGGGGGCUGAAGUCCACAUCCAGGGUUUGACUCAUCAGCCCAGGGAACUGUGUGACCUCCUCUUCCCAUCUCUUGCUCCCCUACCAGCCUAAUUCCAUUCUUUUCCUGUGCAGCUUGCCCCCUUCCCCUCAGACUUCUCUCUAAUGGUGGAAGGGAAGGAUAUUUUUCCCUUUUAAGCACCAGGUUAAGGCUGGGGCAGUGCAUCUUUGUCCCUUGGGACCUGACACCUAAAACCUGGAGCUUUGCUUCCCGUAAUCCAUCUGUGUAGAUCAUUCCUUUCCCACCAAGAAUCCAUCCUAACUCCUACCAGCUGCCUUGGUGCUUUCUCCAAGGGCCCUAAUGUCUUACUUGGCUUGAGGGCUGAAGUCCUUAUUCUGUGUGUUACAUUAAUUUGUCAGAACAAAUUAAAAUCUUCAUUGAAUCCA
Loxodonta africana (African savanna elephant) is the source of this 2442-nucleotide messenger RNA. It is a transcript of the gene STRADA, whose product is annotated as STE20 related adaptor alpha. Lineage: Eukaryota; Metazoa; Chordata; Mammalia; Proboscidea; Elephantidae. Gene Ontology annotation, molecular function: protein serine/threonine kinase activator activity; protein kinase activity; ATP binding. Gene Ontology annotation, cellular component: serine/threonine protein kinase complex. The transcript has 14 exons. Gene Ontology annotation, biological process: activation of protein kinase activity; protein export from nucleus; protein phosphorylation. Bases 423 to 1718 code for a protein of 431 amino acids. The record is from RefSeq and is a predicted model, not a curated record.